Gamsiella multidivaricata is the source of this 1370-nucleotide messenger RNA. RefSeq lists its product as uncharacterized. The transcript is spliced from 2 exons. Gene Ontology annotation, cellular component: Golgi apparatus. Bases 179 to 1021 code for a protein of 280 amino acids. Gene Ontology annotation, molecular function: antiporter activity. NCBI's taxonomy places the organism in Eukaryota, Fungi, Mortierellomycota, Mortierellomycetes, Mortierellales, Mortierellaceae. The record is from RefSeq and is a predicted model, not a curated record.
AACUUAGGCCCCUCCUACUUCAGGUACAGGCGACUCUCUCUAUUAUCUCCGGUUUCUCUUCACUGAGUGUUACCCACCUAACAGGCCAAUUGACCAUGGAAACCGCUUUUGAACAUCUCUAUCAAAACAGCACAAAGCAGUAUCCACCAUUAAGGAACAACGCCCCCAUAGCUUUACUAUGCCGAAAGACCGCCCUGUACCGCUGCAGCUCGGCAACACUGCUCCCAGGGCCAAGGUUGACACGUCGUACACAUGGCUGGCCUUGUACUUCUUUCUCAAUCUCACUCUCACCAUCUACAACAAGGCGAUUCUCAGCACCUUCCGCUUCAAAUACCCAUGGACGCUCACCGGCAUCCACACGCUGUGCUCGGGUAUUGGAGCGCUCUCCAUGGCCAAGAUGGGCUAUUUCACCCCAGCACAGCUCGGCGAGCGAGAGAACAUGGUCAUGCUCAUGUUCUCGUUCCUGUAUACGCUCAACAUCGCCAUCAGCAAUGUCUCUCUGAAUGAGGUGUCGGUUGCUUUCCACCAAGUCGUGCGGGCCAUGACACCCGUGUUCACAAUCGCAAUCUCGGUCGCGUUUUUGUCCAAGAGAUACAGUGGGAAGACUUAUCUCUCAUUGCUGCCGCUGCUCCUGGGCGUGUACAUGGCGACGGUGGGCGAGUAUUCGUACACGGCCAUGGGCUUUUUUCUCACGGUGCUAGGCACAGCCCUGGCGGCGAUCAAGACCGUGGUCACGAACCGGAUCCAAGUCGGACGACUUCAGCUUCACCCACUUGAUCUGUUGCUGAGGAUGAGUCCGUUGGCGUUUGUCCAGACGGUGAUCUUUUCCUGGAUGAAUGGAGAGCUCGACGAGGUGGUUUCGUUCUGCAAGGGUGAUAAUAUGAGCUACAAACUGAUCAUGGCCCUGCUCGUGAACGGAAUCGUGGCUUUCUUCCUCAACUAUGUCUCAUUCACGGCCAACAAGAAAACUAGCGCUCUCACCAUGACCGUCGCAGGUAUGAUUUCAAUCCCGAUUUCUUAGCUUCUUUUUGUGGAACUCAAAAAGGCGGGAGUGGGAACGGAUGAGCGGGCAAAACGGGGAGAACUGUCAUCAUUGGGAGACCUCAUACGGCUAUUUACUGAAAGUGGUUACUGAUUAUUACUUGUUGUGGUUUUCUAUGUGGGUCUAUAGCUAAUGUCAAGCAGGUGCUGUCGAUUGUUGUGGCGGUGACGGUGUUCAACACGACGAUCGGCUUCCUCAACGGCAUGGGAAUCAUCACGACUCUUAUUGGAGGAGCUUGUUACAGGUAUGGAUUCCAUCGUGGAUAACAGAACGCCGUUUGCACAUUGGAAUGAUGGAGAUCUGACCCCCUUGUAUAUUUGCGCCUUUC